CCCAUUGCCGGCCCUCGCGUCGAUCGCCGCCGCUUCUCCUUCGCCUCUCCCAGAUCUUUUGCCGAGCUUGGAUGCGCUCAAUCCUUUUUACCGCUUCAUAGCGUUGUCGCUGGCGCUCGCCUCACCUCUCACCUCUCGGUCAGCGCUAGGGCUUGCUGCGAGCUCUCCCACGGUACCUACAUCCGCACUUGUCAAGAUCGCUAGUACUUGAAGGCGGCGGGAUUGGAUAAACAAAAAAGAAAGAGAAAGAGAGAGGGGUGCCCUUCAUGGAGCAGUCUUAAUUUAGUUAUCAUGAGCUAAAACUCUUUAGCUAGUUAUUUUUCGGUAGUUAUUUUUAGCUAUGAAAGUAGAAUAAACGUGUUGGUAGUUUUGGCUGCCUGCCAGCGUUGGGAGUUUGGUAAGCCGUAAGCUGUAUGAUGUUCCUGCAUCAAUUAUUAGUUGAUUCCUUACAGUUACUGUACAGUUUUCAUCUAUUUAACGUUGAAGGAACUAGUGGCUUUUAAUAUUUUUAAUGAAUAUCUAGACUUCCCUACAA
Messenger RNA from Asparagus officinalis (garden asparagus), 535 nucleotides. RefSeq lists its product as uncharacterized. NCBI's taxonomy places the organism in Eukaryota, Viridiplantae, Streptophyta, Magnoliopsida, Asparagales, Asparagaceae. The annotation marks the transcript as partial. The transcript has 3 exons. The record is from RefSeq and is a predicted model, not a curated record.